UGUAAAAUCGAAAGUAGAAAUUCCAAAAAUCAAGAAGAAAAGGGUGAUUUACAGACUUGUUGACUGUCUUCAGAUGUUAUAAGUUCCAAACACAAGGAUGGCAAGUGGAAGUGGAAUAGAUACAGACAAAGUUAUUUACAAACGAGAAGGAGAAGGUGAUGAAGUUAAACAUGAGGAGGUUGAAUUGUUACCGAAAGGAGAUGAGCAACCAAAAGCUGAAAGUCAAGUUACUGCAACAAGCAGACCCAAGCAGCUAUUUGAUGAUGGAAUGAAAUCAGUAAAAGAAAAUAAAUUAUUUACUACUUGUGUUGUGGUUGAUAUUGUUUUGAUACUGGUUAUAUUUAUCGUAACCCUUAUGUGGUUGAAUUUUGCACAGACGGAGAUUGUUGAUUUUGAUCCUGCACCAAAAAUGUAUUGCAUGAAAUGCGAAUAUGUUGCUAAAGUGGAUGAAGCAAAGUAUUUUCCUGAUGCUGAAAGUGGCCAGUGUUGUGCCAAAAAAGAAAUGUACAUGAAAGAUAGGUUGAAAAAGAAAGUUGAAAAGACAUUGAAUGAGGAAUACAGGGAAAAACCUCUAUUCCAAUUGUGUCUGAAUUCUACAACAGCAGAACAUCCAAGGGGAUAUGGUCAGGUUAAAAGUGUUAGCCAGGCACAGGCAGGAAUUCUUGACAACUUGUACUUAAUUAGAUGGGACUAUCCACCAAGUAAUCUUGAUCCAGAAACAUUUUUGGAGAGAAUUUUGUAUGACAGCACUGAAGGAACUUACCAGGUCCAGAGAGCAGGGUAUUAUCACAUCUACAGCAAUCUGGUAUUUGAAUUCCCAAAGGAUAACUCAACAAAUAUCACACCAGCAGAUAGUGUUAUCCGUCAUUUGGUUUUGAAAUACAGGAAGGAGUACAAUAUUGGAGAAAAGUUUUUGGAAGGGUAUUCUACUAUGUGUCCUACCACUGGAGAGACAACCUGGAACUCCUUUGUUUUCGGAAACUUUUAUUUGGAAACCACAGAUAAGGUCAAGGUCUUUGUUAAUAAUCCUAGAUAUCUGGCUACAAAAGAUCCAAACAGUGGUGGCAUUCAUAAGGCCACAUCUUACUUUGGAUUGUAUUUGAUCUAAAUGACAGAAAUGUAGUAUUUCCAUUAAUACAGUGCUUUAAAGGACAAUAAAAAUCCAAAAUUUUUGAAAGGGGGUCAUUGGGGAGAUAUCUUUGGGGUGAAGGUCCAUGUGAGGUCUGGACUUCAAUUUUUUUUUAAAUUAGUUAAAACCAAAAAUUAUGAAGCGUGGCGUUUAAACCACCCUUUCAUGUAUUCUUCAAAUUAUUCAGUACUUGUUAGGAAAGUGUGCUGAAGUCCAGAUUGGUUAAUUUGCUUUUAUUUUUAAUUUUACUUUAUCAUAGAUGAUUUUGGCUAUUGAUUUCUUAGACUUGUAGUUAUUUUAAUAUCUUACUGAGAAUAUAUGUAUAUCUUCAGUUACCAAUUGCAUCUGAGGAUUCCUCACAUAGUUUAAGGGAGAUUAUCAUCUUUAUGGGAGCAAUUUGGAAUGUUGCAGUUGAUUUGAUAAAAAAUUUCAGGAAUAGAAAAAUACUUACUAGUAUACAACUGCAAUUCAUUGAAUGAAAAUAUUUUGUUAAUUUUAAUUGUCAAUCAAUUGCUGCUUUCACAAAAAUGGUGAUUUCCAUUAAUUGUAAAUUACCUUUGUUUGUUGGUUAUUUUCAUUAUAUAUCUGUGAAAAUGCAUAAUAUGAAUUAAUUAUGCCCAAAAAAAUUACAAAAAGCGUGAUACUUAAGGAAGUGUUUUUAUUAUUGAAAGAAUUGUUUGGAAAGUCAGAGAUCCUAAAUUCAGCAUUUUAUUAAUAAAAUCUUUUUCAUAUAUUAGUACAAACUAGAAGUGUGAUAAUUAUUUCUGUCUAUCUGUAAAAAAUUUUCAAUCAAAUCUCUGCAUUUCAUACUGCAGAAUGGAAGAAAUUAAUAGAAAGUCUUUAUUGUUAUUGCUUAAUAAUUGAAAAUGUAUGAAAGCAACAUAAAAAAAUGUGAAAGGUAUCAACUGUAAUUUUAUGAAAUAUAAGCUUACUGCAAUACUUCAGAAGAUAUGCAAGCAUAAAUUUAGACGAAUAGAUCAUUAUAUUAUAUUCUAAAAUAUUAUUCAUACAACAUUAUAUUAUGUUGUGUCUGAUUAAAUCUGAAGACAAAAAUAACCUGACACAUGCAUUAUAUCAUUGUAGUACAAAUGUUUCAGUAUAAACAAAUAUCAUUUUGUUUCGGCUUAUAUAUUUGAAUGAUAUGAGAAUGAAAAGUGACUAUUUGAGGUAUAUAUAUAGUUGGUAUAUUAAAGAGACUUGUUAGAUCAGUCUCUUUUUUUUUUGUGUAUGUAGAUCAUUUAAUAAAAUCAUUGCAUUUAGUGUUAUUGCAGAAAAAGAUUUUUUUUUGUACACCUUGAUAAAUGCUCUAUAUAAAAACAAUGCAUAUAUUUAUAAGCAGUAAAGUAAAAAAUUGCAAAAGAAUAGAAGAUGUAAUUGUUUUAAUAUGAAUCAUAAGGAAAAAAGAAAAUAUAUAAUUUAGUGCCAUAAUUUUUUUUCAGUGUAAAUAACAUUUGAGUGCCAUAUUAUUUUUGUUGUUGCUAUUAUUUAUAUGUAAUUGUUUUAAUAAUGAUUUAAUAUUCUAACUGUCAAAUCAAAGAUUAGAAAUCCAUUCCUAUCCUUACCCGAUUUGAUUUAUUAGUUAUAUUCUAGUUUUUUAAAGAGAUUUUUCAUUCAAGUACUUCUCAAUCCCUUUCUUUUCUAUUUCCAUCAAGAGAAUUGUCUGGUUAAUCCUUAUCUUAUCAAAAAAAAUUUUGAAGCUAACUACAGCUUUUAAAACUGUGGAAGGAUUAGUAUAUUUCAAUUCACAAAAUUACUAUAUAAGGUUAAAAUUUACUGGUUCAUUAAACUACUUGCCAUGCAUUGUUAAGGAUUUGAGGAAAGAAGCAAUAAGAAAAUCAUAAAAUAUUCAUUAUAUUCUUAUUACAUUUUCAAUUAAACUUAUUGCAAAAUUGUGUAACUGCAAAUAAAAUAUUCUUUUAAUUAUUUGUGUUCGGUGAAAUAAAUGUUUUCAAAUCAAAAGUGGAAAUUAUGAAUUUAAUGCAUAAUAGAAAAUGAGAGUUGGUAAUUUUUAGUUGUUUUCUUGUUUGUUUUUGCUUUUUAUUAAUUGUUUACUUUAGUAGUUUUAACAUAGGUUAGUUUGAGUGAAAAAGUAUUAGUAACUGCACAAUAUAAGGAACAACAGAGUAAAAUUGCACCUGUUUAUUUAUACGUACCGGUGAAAACGACUGUUUAAAAUACCAGGAUGUAAAUUAUUUUCUUUGAAACUCUUUAGUAGAUUUUGCAUAAAGUUAUUUAGAACAUCAGCAUCAUACAUCUAUAUAUUUUACGAUGCGUUUUUUUAUUUAAUAAUAAUUGGUGUACCUAUUUUAUUAUCAUUGUUAACUGUUGGCAGCUCAAUUCAAUAGGAUUCUUUUGCCUGUUAUACGUUGAAUUUUUGUGAGAUGAUGUAUAUUUCAUAAAUUUUACUAUGGAGCUUCAAAAAUUUUUUGAUUCCACUGAAUUUGAGCUGCCAAAAAAACAUCUGUAAAUAUUCUUGGUGCAAAGUUUUCCUACAUGUAAUGUAUUUUAUAUAUAUUUAACAUAAUAAUCUUUAAUGUUUAAAUUUUUUUUAUUGCUUCCUAUCUUUAUAACAUUGUUAAAAUUUCAGGAUUUGUGACAUAUUAAGUAAUUUAAAUUUUUUUCUGAAAAUUAUGGAUGCAAAAAAGAAUUUUUUUCUGGAAAUUAUGGAUGCAAAAAAGAAAACAACAACCUUUUACUAAUGGCUUAUUUGGCUAUAAUUUUUUGGUUCUUUUUGGUCAUAUAUAGCUCUUCAACUGUUUUGUUUCUUUUAAAUCAUUGGCUUUCAAAUAUUCGGCUUUGAGAAUUCCUGAUGAAGGUAAAUCCAGAAAAGUGCUUCGGACACAUGAAAUUUAUAAAGUGUUGUUUUCAUUUUUUUACAUGUAUAUUUGAUGCCAAAUUUUUAAAAAAUAAUGAAAAAGUUGUACUAACAAAAGUUCAGUUUAUAGCACUGUUGUAGACUUUGAAGUGUUUUGAUUUAUGUUUUCUUAGCCAUUUAACUUUAUAUACAUGUAGUAUUAAGGUUGUAACUUAUAUUACACUCACUUUUUAAAGUCUCUGUAGUUAUUGUACUCAAUAUAAAACACAGAAAAUUGAAUUCAUUUCACUCAAACAUUAUGUACUCAGCUGCUUAAGCCUUCAGUUAACAUUAUUGUUUUGGACUCUUUUCAUGUUCUUUUUUCUUCAUCCUGUGGUUUUAAACAAAUUAAAUUUAAAUAUUUAAUUAUUUUAAUACUUUGAAAUCUAUCAAACCUGUCAAAACUCAACUUUUUUUAUCCGGACACAAUUUACUCAUUUGAAAAAAUAUAAUGAUACAACUAUCAGAAAGACACAUUCUAAUGGGUAAGAAAUAGUUUACAAAGUCACAACAUAAAAUUUAUCUUUAAAACAUUAUUAUUAAGCUGAAGGUAAUAUGUCCCAAUUUGGCUUUAUCGUUCGAACUUUUGCGGUUUAAUUAGCUCUUCAACAUUUGUAUUAGAUUUUGGAUUUUCAAAUAUUUUGGCAAUACUGAAAAGACAUUAAUUGUCGAAAUGUGCACCAUGUGCAGUGAAAUUGAUACCGAUAAUAAUCUAUGGACUUGUAAUAACUGUAUAAUUUUUAGAAAUGAUUAAACAAAAGUGCCUGAUAGUUUUUAUUGAAUUUUCUAAAUGUACACAUGGUACAUCUGAUUUUGAUAUCUUGUAAUUUGUAUUUCUAACCUUUUAUAAAUAAAUUGUUUAAAAAGAAAAAGAAAUGAAAAUUGUACUUUAAAAUAAUGUUAACUUUUGUCUUGUUGAUUAUUCAAAUUCCUAGAAUAAGUCAAUUUUACCUUUUUACAGAGGAUAGUUAUUUCACUACAAAAGUUAUUUUACACUCUUGAAAUAUUGGUCCAAGACUGGUUAAAAAAAUAAAAAAAAACAUAUGAGGUUUUUGUUCUGACUAUUUUACAAAUCAAUCAAAUAACUACUUGUGGUUAAAGUGCAAUGUUUACUACAGCAGCUAUUUGUCAUUUAUUGUACAUAACAACACUUUGCAGAGUGAAUAAAAUAUAGCCAUUUA
Molecule: messenger RNA, 5164 nt
Organism: Mytilus californianus (California mussel)
Lineage: Eukaryota; Metazoa; Mollusca; Bivalvia; Mytilida; Mytilidae
Exons: 5
Coding region: 98-1108 (336 amino acids)
Biological process (GO): immune response
Cellular component (GO): membrane
Molecular function (GO): tumor necrosis factor receptor binding
Source: RefSeq, a predicted model, not a curated record